Salpingoeca rosetta is the source of this 2134-nucleotide messenger RNA. RefSeq lists its product as uncharacterized. The coding region runs from base 141 to 1796 and encodes 551 amino acids. Gene Ontology annotation, molecular function: phosphatase activity. Gene Ontology annotation, cellular component: cytoplasm. Lineage: Eukaryota; Choanoflagellata; Craspedida; Salpingoecidae. The transcript is spliced from 2 exons. The record is from RefSeq and is a predicted model, not a curated record.
CAUGUUUGUGCCAACCAAAACACGGCCGUUUCUGCUGACUUGGCAGUUUUUGCCCACAACCAAUACAACCGCAACAAGAACACACGACAACAAGAAGACAACACACCACACGACCGCACCACCUUCCCCCCAACUCCACGAUGGCCAGCCUGAUUCCGCCGCACAUCCAGCUUGUGGAUGUGGUGGAAGACCACCACCACGGGGAGGACAGCCUUCCCGACGAUGUGAAGCAGGGAGGCCACAAGGUGGUGUACUUUGUGCGCCAUGGCCAGAGCGAGGCAAACGUUGCGUCCGACAACAACCACCCAGACUUUCGCGAUGCGCCCCUCACCAGGAUCGGCCAUGAACAGGCCAUGGGCUUGCAGUCAGCUGUGAAGAAGUGGGGCGUGCAGACGGUGUACUGCUCUCCACUGACGCGGGCCAUCCAGACGGCGUGCAUCGCCUUUGCCGAGGAGAAGUGCCCCAUCUACGCCUGGCCCGUCAUCACAGAGUUCUACCCAGACAUGCCAGAGUGCCAAGGUCGCAACCGGCAGGACCUCAAGUCGUGCCUGAUGCUCUCUGCGCUCUCGCGCUUUGACGACGUGCGCCUGGACGGCGUCGCAGACAACUGGUGGCACAUUGCCGGCGACCGCGUCGGCCGCCUGCGCACCUUCUUCAACUGGCUCUCCGUGUGCCCGGAGACGCGCAUCGCCAUCGUCUGCCACUGGGGGUUCAUCAACGAGACGCUCAACGUGGAGGCGCGAAGCCCGCUGAGCCUGCAGAUCCGCAACUGCUGCUCCAUCCGCACCAUCUGGAGCACCACGGCGACCCUGCCGUCCCCGACGCUGGCCCACCUCACCAUGCGCCGCACCUACGGCGUCGUCGCCCUGCCCUCCUCCGGCGGCGCGUCCCCUCUCGCCCAGCAGCUCUUCACGCAGCUGCAGAACUUUGUGUCGCGGCUCGCAGCCCACCCAAAGCUGUCCAACCUGUCGUGCCUGCGCUACCACCGCCUGCCCUUCAUCCACUUGGCCAGCCUGGGCCACAUCCCAAACCUGACCCAGGUCUCCCAGGCCAAGGACGUGCUGCGGCGGGAGCUGCGUCGCCGCCCCGCCGCAUCGACACAUGCAGCAGACGCAGGCACAGAGACAGCCACCACAGCUGGCACCACCGUCAACACGAACACCACCACCACCACAAGCAGCAGCAGCAGCAGUGGUGAGGCUGGCCACGCGCGCGGAGAAGCAAGAGGAGAAGAUGUUCACGCCCGCCGCUUCCACCUCAUGCAGGGCGACGAAAUGCCAGAGUACGUGUGCUCGACAGACGACGAGGACACGGCCGACCGCGUGCGCGUGCUGUAUCGGGUGCACAACGACACACUCAGUCGCAUCGCUGCUGCCGUGGUCGCCUUUGUGCAGGCCAACGUGGUGGCUGCUGAUGGCGAUGAUGAUGAUGGGGACAGCCCAGCAGCGCCGCGCAGGAAGGCCGUGGAGAGCGAGCCUGAUGACGACUGCGUGGUGGACUGGUGCGCGCGUCACGGCGCAUCGCGGCUGGUGGUUGUCGACGACACCGCAGCCAGUGACGAUUUUUUCCGGCCGCAGGGCAGCGUCGACCUGUCCAUGGUGAUGGCGAGCGCACACGAUCUGCCACUCGUCAGCACGCUGCUGCAUGGCCCGGACACGCCGCAGGAGGUGGAGGCGGCGGCGGGUGUUUCGUUCUCUGCACUCAUGGCGGAGAUUCUGAAGCAUAUGGAGUGGGAGCUGUGUCUCGUCUCCCUCACAGGCAACGCCAUUCACACCGAGGGCGUCUUUGCCCUCUGAUUCUGAUGGCGUGAUUGUGUGUGAUUGUGUGUGUGAUGGUGUGAUUGUGUGUGUGUGUUUGUGAUUGUGUGUGUGCGUGUGUGUGUGAUGUGUGAUGUGUGAUUGUGUGUUUGUGCGUGUGUUUGUGAUGUGUGAUUGUGAUUGUGUGUGUGUGUUUGUUGUUAUGCAAGUAGUGUAUGCUCCUGUGUUGAAUGUGCACGCGUGCAAAGCGUGUGCGACGUUGAUUUUGAGUAGAUGUUUGGUCCCUUGUUGUUGGUCAACUUCUUGCUUGCUUGCUUGCUGUUUGCGAGCAACGUUUAUCUGUUUUUCAACCAAACAACCAAACCCACGAACAGCAA